CAAGCCACCACGCCCGCCCCCACCCACUUGACACCUCCUUUCCCCUGCAUUUGGCCCUGCCCACCCGCGCCUUGAGCUUCUCCCCUUCUUACCCGACCGCCGGGCUCUUGUGGCGGUGGCGGUGGAAAUGGCCACCAGCGUGUAUAUGCAUGUCGGGCCGUCGGAGCAGGCGGCCCGCGCGGCCGGGCGGCCGGUGCCCCAGCCCGGCAGGCAGACCAGGCCCCGGCCCCCCGUGGCCGAGCAUACGCCAUACGGGCCGGCUGGCCCGCACGCCGGCCACCCGCUGGCGGUGUAUGGCGCGGCCGAGGGCCCGGCGCCCGGCGCCCGGCCCCCGGCCCCGGCGCUGGCCGAGCAUGCCGAGGGCGACGAUGAAUCCAGCCGCUAUCUGGUCAUCUCGUAUGUGAGGAACCUGGCCCCCGGGGCGCCGCCGCUGCGGCUGGACAUCUACCUGCUGGCAUGUGAGAGGGCAUCCUGGCAUCCGGGGCGCAUUCCCUUCGCCAAUUACUCCGCCUACACGGCCUACUUCCGGGAGGUCCUGCCGACGCCGAGGAGAAUGAACAUCUUCCACAGCUCGAGGGCCGUGGGUGCGAUGACCAUCGCCGGGAUCUCCCUGUGUGUUUUGAUCGCCGGAGCUGCCACGCCGCCCAGGAAUGUGGUGCUGCUGGCUGUCGGCCUCUCUGGCUUGGGCCUCUCUGCGGUGGUGCUACUGGUGCGUGAGAUGGAUGGCCGAGCAGCUGGGUCGCUGUGCGCCCGACGGGGGGCGGGAGGGGCGGCCGCUGUCCAGCCGCUCUGCCCCUGCCCGGUGGGGCCCCAUGUGAGGAGGAGCCACUGACCGCUCGGCGCCACCGUGGGCCUGCAGUACUUCCUGGUGCGCAUCCUCCGCGCGCGCUCGGCCCACCGGGCCCGAGGGGAGCUGGAGAGGCAGGCGGCCGAGUGCGCCCAGGCCGGGAGGAUGCCGCCCGUCGAGACCUUGGGGAUCUGCAAGUUCUGCACCAGCAAAAGGUCCUUCGAGCGUGGGGCGUACGCCGUGUGCCGUCGGCCGGAGGCGGUGGCAUUGCCCCCGACGGUGGCCUGCAUCGAUCGCCUGGGCGCCUCCUACCACCGGUACAUGCUCAAGCUCCUGCGGCAAAUCCAGCGCGACUGACAUGCGCGCGGGGCGCCACACGUCGGCCGGCUGUCGGCUGCGGGGAGCAGCGGCCAAUGGCCGGGGGGGGGG
Fonticula alba is the source of this 1216-nucleotide messenger RNA. RefSeq lists its product as hypothetical. The record is from RefSeq and is a predicted model, not a curated record. The transcript is spliced from 4 exons. Lineage: Eukaryota; Rotosphaerida; Fonticulaceae. Bases 128 to 832 code for a protein of 234 amino acids.